Molecule: messenger RNA, 2759 nt
Organism: Nothoprocta perdicaria
Lineage: Eukaryota; Metazoa; Chordata; Aves; Tinamiformes; Tinamidae
Gene: MEIOC
Product: meiosis specific with coiled-coil domain
Exons: 7
Coding region: 69-2759 (896 amino acids)
Biological process (GO): female meiosis I; meiotic cell cycle; mRNA stabilization
Cellular component (GO): nucleus; cytoplasm
Source: RefSeq, a predicted model, not a curated record
GAGGCGGCAGUCGCUGCUGGAGCAGCGCGGAAACUGGCGGGAGGCUGACUGAUGUGUUCAGCAGUGUAAUGACAGGCUCUGGCUCACUAUAUGAUUGCUACAAAUCACAGAAUGAAGAUAGUAUAGAGCUACCUCAGACCUACAAUUCUCCCCUUUCAACAUCAGAAUAUUCUGCACCUGUGGACUCUUCCCUUUUAUACGCACCGUGGUCUAUAUAUGGAGACGAUACUAAGCAGCCUCCAGGUUCUCAGAUUAAUGUAAAGUCCAGGAUUCAGCCUGAAAGGAAUGAUUAUGGUAGUGAAACAGAUUUAUAUGGACUUGUGUCUAACAUCUUGGAAGAACAGGAAAAAUCACAACCGUAUUUUGCUGAUGGGAGUUGCUCUUCCAGCUUAAAGUCAGCAUGGCCUGUGAACACCACCAGAAUUCCAGAGCACCAUGACCUGCUGCCAGAACCCAAAAGACCAGUUGUAGCUGCUGUUUCACAACAGGCUUUUUUUACUGGUGAAUCCACUCCUGCUGACAAACAGUACUUGCAAAGUGGUAAUCUCGCAUCCCAGCAGAAAGCAGAUGAAUGUUACCACGGGUUUGCGAGCACGGAGUUUGAAGAGCCGUGGUUAUACCCUUCUCGGAAUGAUCAUGCCACCUGUUACAACAUGCAGGCUACGGAGAAUAUUAAGACAGCACCCAUAUUACAGAACUUCCCAUAUGUUAAAAACACCUUUACACCUCAGGCUGGGUUUUCAGAAGCAAUCAAAGACUCAGGAGCUGAUAAUUAUUCUUACGGAAGAGAGAAGGGAUGUCCCAAAGGAGCAGAUGUGCAGGUACAUCAAAAGCAGGCAGAAACAUUUCUUCCACAAUUUCACAGAUAUAAUGAAAAUGCAGAUUAUAAUAGAUACACUGAGUAUUCUCAUCCUAGUAAAGCAAAAGCUAGCAAGAGUAGCAAUUGUAGCCUCCAAGAAAAUAAAAAGUUAGUAAAUGGAACAACUGAAGCACCCUCUAUGGACACAGAAACCUACACUAAGUUAUUUCAAGUUAAACCAGGAACUCAGAAAAAAAUGGAAGAUAUAAUUCAAGAUCAACAAAACUUCACAUUUUCCAAGGCUGGAGGACUUAUGUCAGAGAAACAAUUUGCAAAUAAACUUUCUUUCUGUACUGAUUUUGGCCAAAAAUCAGAGUAUGGACUAAAAUCUCUUACAUCAUUUCCAGGGAAUAGUGACUGUACAAAUGUUGUAGAAAAGCAGCAGUUUUCCAAAGGUGAUGUACAGAAUUCUGAAUAUUGUAAAUCCCUUACAUUAUUACCAAGCUCCGCAAACACUUCAGUGAAUACUAACGUGAGGCCAAGUUGGAUGAACAUUCAGACUAAAACCACUGCAUCGGUCCCGUUUCAGAAUCCAAGUCCUUUGGUAAAACUGAAUAAUCAUUUAUCUAGUCUUUCAAAAAGUUUCAGUCAUUCGAAUGAUUUUUUUCAGUUGUCACCUUCAAAUUUCCCUUUAAAUAGUAAUUUAUUUCACAAGUGCUGCCAAGAUAACCCUUCACUUUUUUCCAGUUUUGAUUUUGGUUAUAAUACUGCAGAUCGAGCUCAGUCCACUGCUUAUGUGGAAUCACUAGUGAAGACUGGAGAGGAGAAUCUCUUUGAGUCUGUAAGUGACAAGAAAUUAAAGCAGAAUCCAAACGGAUUCUGUGAAAAUUAUUCGGCGCAACAAUUUGAGAUCACGGAAAAUGUGAGCAAACACUGCUUCCAACUGAAGCCGCAGGAUGGACAUUAUGACCUGGAAGAAGGACAGAAGCACCCCGAAGGGUUGUUGCAGAACGCGUACCAAGAGUUAAUGGAGUCUCAGGGUCAGUUUAACCUCAGACAGGGAGGUGGAGACGCUAAUGCGGUGACUCGCGUGACUCGCCCGCAGAUUUCAAGCUUUUCCAGCAAUUACCUGAUGAGUGACUUGAGGCCCAAUCAGCAGCUGGGCUCAAAUAGCUUCCCCCUGAGAGCAGCCCGUCCGUUCAGCCAGUCAGUUGUGCCUUUGAUGGAAUCUUACGGCCUGUUUUCUUACGAUGAUUUAACUCACUUCUAUCCAUAUUUAAAUGAUAUGAUGUAUGGUGACAGCGCGUUCUCUGGUUUUGUACCAGCAUUUGGAUUCCAAAGACCGGUUAAAACACGAAGUGGCCUUGCCAGUGAAUUAUAUGUUAGGCUAGAAGAAUGCCACGAGCAGUGGAGAGCUUUGGAGAAAGAAAGGAAGAAGACUGAAUCAGCUCUUGCUAAGAACUACCCAGGGAAAAAGGUUUCCAGUUCUAACAACACUCCGAUCCCAAGGCUGACCUCAAACCCAUCAAGAGUUGACCGCUUAAUUGUGGAUCAGCUACGUGAACAAGCCCGAGUUGUGACUUUACUGGGAAAAAUGGAACGCCUUCGCAGCUCUCCCCUUCACGCUAACAUUUCCACUGCUCUCGAUAAGCACCUGGAGGUUAUUCACGUGGUGCAGUCUCGUCGAAAAGAUGAAAUUGUGAACGCUUCGAAUCGACGAAGGCAGGGAGCUCCCAGGGGCCAGGAUGACAGAGAUGUUUUUGCCCUGGCCUUGGCCAUCAAGGAGAUGAGCGUGGCGACGCGCAAGGUGCGCACGACGCUGUGGUGCGCGCUGCAGAUGACGCUGCCGAAAGCCGCCGCCGCCCCCCACGAUGCCGAGAGGGCCCUGCCGGAGGCGGCGCCGAGCGAGGACAGAGCGGGCGACGGCCCCGCGCCCAGGGCCGAAACGGGCAAGCGCUAA